ACAAGGAUCAGUACAAGGAUCAGGUGAUGAUGGAGGAUCAGCAGCCCCUCACAUCAGCAGUCAGAUCCAGUAAGAGAACAGCAGCAGAGAGGUGUCCCCGUCCUCUUCUUCCACAGGAUCAGGCAUGAAGAAAGAAGAAGACGAGACAGAUGUGAGCGGUGAUGAGCAGUAUAAGGAGGACAUUCCUACAGGGAAAUAUCUGAUCUAUAUUAAUACUACAGGCAUGAAGGAAGAAGGUGACGAGACAGAUGUGAGCGGUGAUGAGCAAUAUAAGGAGGACUUUCCUACAGGGAAAUAUCUGAUCUAUAUUAAUGCUACAGGAAUGAAGGAAGAAGGUGACGAGACAGAUGUGAGCGGUGAUGAGCAGUAUAAGGAGGACUUUCCUACAGGUAACCACCCAGAUGACUGUACCAGGAGAUCAGAGGAGAAUCUUAUAUCUUCAUAUUAUAAAGCAGAUGAUGAUAUCACACAAGAUACAUAUGAAGAACAUUCCAUUAUCCCAGAUACACCCUCAGCCCUUCACAGCCAAGAUCUCUCAUCUCAUCCUGUUAUACAAGUCCCACCUAAAGAUUCAUUACAGGCUGUUAAGCAAAAUAGAAGUAAUAGAAGCUGUAAUAAACAUCUAAAAACUCGCAAAAUGGAGAAACAUUUUUCAUGUUCAGAAUGUGGGAAGUGUUUUUCUUGGAAGUCGGAACUUGUUAAACAUCAGAGAACUCACACAGGCGAGAAGCCAUUUUUAUGUUCAGAAUGUGGAAAAUGUUUUACUCAGAAAUCAAAUCUUGUUGAGCAUCAAAAAACUCACACGGGAAAGAAGCCAUUUUCAUGCCCAGAAUGUAAAAAAGGUUUUCUUCGGAAAUCAAAUCUUGUUGACCAUCAAAAAACUCACAAAGGAGAGAAGCCAUUUUCAUGUUCAGAAUGUGAGAAAUGUUUUACUCUGAAAUCAUAUCUUAUUCAGCAUAAAAAAACUCACACAGGAGAAAAGCCAUUUUCAUGUCCAGAAUGCGGGAAAUGUUUUACUCAUAAAUCAAAUCUUGUUGAACACCAAAGCACUCACACAAGGGAGAAGCCAUUUCCAUGUCCAAACUGUGGGAAAUGUUUUGCCUCAAAAUCACAAGUGAAUAAACAUCUAAAAACUCACGCAGGGGAGAAGCCAUUUUCAUGUUUAGAAUGUCAAAAAUGUUUUACUCAUAAGGCAAAUCUUAUUAGACAUCAAAAAAGUCACAAAGGGGAGAAGCAAUUUUCGUGUACAGAAUGUGGCAAAUGUUUUUCUCGGAAAGCACAUCUUGUUGAACAUGAAAAAUGUCACUAAGGAGAGAUGAUAGAUAUAUCCAUGCCAUACACGUGGAAAAUGUUUUAUGCAAAAAUCAAGACUUUUUAAACAUCCAAAAGCUCACACAGGGAUGAUGCCAUUUGCAUGUUCAGAAUGUGGAAAGUAAAAUACUUUGAUGCAAAAUCUUGAUAGAUAUAAAGUAAAUUACACAGGGGUGGAGCCAUUUAGUCCCUAGAACGUAGGAAAUAUUUACCUGGGAAAUCAGAUCCUUGUUGGAAAUCAAAAACACACAGGGAAGAAGCCAUUGUCAUGCUCAGAAUAUGGGAAAUGUUUUAUUCAGAUAUCAUUACACAAUAAAAGCAUAAUAAAAUAUUUAAUUAAAAAAAUUACAAAUGGGAGAAAGUGGGAGCGACUAACUGGGAAAGGGGCUCAACUGUGCUGGGCUCUAGCAAAAGAACGGGAAAGCCCAGUGGGGCCCAAAGACUAAUUUGCAUAUCUAUUUCAAUCUUGGCCCUGGAGGGGUCAAUUAAUGAAUGAAAACUACUUACGGAUUCAGGAUCAAACCCCCUUUACAGUCAUGCCCUUACUUUAUACCCUAAAAACCUGCUGAUGGGUCUGCUUUAAAUAUUAAGGCUGUGUAAAUCAUAUAUGGCAUCUCCAAUUUUGUUACCAAUUUGUUAAUAAAAGUUUAUUUUUAUAACUUCUAUUCAUCCAUCUUAUAGUAGAUCUGUUAUCUAUUAUUAUGUUGCUAAUGCCCCAUAUCAAGAAGACCCAACAGGCAUCCCAUAGUUAGCCAGUAUGGAAGGAUAUCCUUUAUUCCCCUAGAAUUGUGAUCAUUGGUGAUGAUCUGGGUGUGAGAAUCCCCCCAAAAAAGGGAAAAACAAAUAAUUUUUAGACUUUUUUUUUUUUAUGUUCAACUAUUGACAGUGAGAAAUGUUUUUUAAUCACACGUUCCGAGUAGAAGGGCAUGAAAGGAGAUUAUUCAUUUGAAUAAGAAAUAUAUACAAUGAUUAGA
Molecule: messenger RNA, 2285 nt
Organism: Hyla sarda
Lineage: Eukaryota; Metazoa; Chordata; Amphibia; Anura; Hylidae
Product: oocyte zinc finger protein XlCOF6.1-like
Exons: 4
Coding region: 125-1309 (394 amino acids)
Biological process (GO): central nervous system development; regulation of transcription by RNA polymerase II
Cellular component (GO): nucleus
Molecular function (GO): RNA polymerase II cis-regulatory region sequence-specific DNA binding; DNA-binding transcription factor activity, RNA polymerase II-specific
Source: RefSeq, a predicted model, not a curated record